AUGAGCGUGGUAGCGGUAAAGUUGCGAUGGUUCCUUCUACUGUUACGCAGAAUUUUCACCCAAUACCGUGGAGAAAACACGUCUUGCUACUACCCAGGUCUUCCUGUUCAAGGAUACCAAUACCCGCUGCGAUUAUUUCCAUCAGGUAGCUUUUCAAAGUGCAUCACAAUCACUGCACUAAAAAUUCCUAUUUGCAGACGGUCGUUGUGGAAACCUGAUCAAAGGGAAAUCAAUGGUUGCCCAUCUGACGAAGAAGUGAAGGAGUUCCUUGUUUCAGACAUCUCUCACGUAUGUAACUGUGGCACCUGCAAGACACCCCUGCUGCGGUAA
This is a messenger RNA of Cooperia oncophora, 330 nucleotides long. The record is from the annotation of a GenBank genome assembly. NCBI's taxonomy places the organism in Eukaryota, Metazoa, Nematoda, Chromadorea, Rhabditida, Trichostrongylidae.